This is a messenger RNA of Xenopus laevis (African clawed frog), 833 nucleotides long. It is a transcript of the gene fabp4.L, whose product is annotated as fatty acid binding protein 4, adipocyte L homeolog. Gene Ontology annotation, molecular function: lipid binding. The record is from RefSeq and is marked provisional. Lineage: Eukaryota; Metazoa; Chordata; Amphibia; Anura; Pipidae.
GUGACAGUGUAGCGUGGGGAAACCUGCUGAACAAGAAAAGGUACAAGACUCUUCUUGAACAGAUUAUUAGAAUAGCGCAUCCCUGGGACAAGGCGUAAUCAGCAACGCCCAAUCAGCUCAGAACAAGAAAGCGUUCUCUACACCUGAGAAAAACGCUGCAGCCGCGGCGCCGAACGGCAGUUUCAUUCGUGACUCCGCCCCCGGCCAAUAUUAACCCACCUAGAGCGCGUCUAUCUGUCACUUUGCGCUGAUUUUGGAGUGAAACGUUCUAGUAGCGAUCAUAGCAGACAUGGAGUCGUUCUGUGCCUCUUGGGCGCUGAUAGAUGCGGAUAGUGACAACUUUGAUAUGUAUAUGAAGGCAGUGGAUGUCUCAUCGUUCAUGAGAAAAGCAGCAGGAGCUUCAAAACCUGACGUUAUCAUCUCCAAGGAUGGUGAUGUUAUAAAGAUAAGAUCUGAAAGUACUUUCAAAAAUCACGAGAUAUGUUUCAAGCUUGGUGAAGAGUUUGAUGAAGAGACUGCUGAUGGCAGGAAGACAAAAACGAACGUUACUUUAGAAAAUAAUGUGUUGGUCCAGUUGCAAAAAUGGAAAGGCAAAGAGUCCACAAUAAAACGAGAGAUCAAAGAUGACCAGAUGGUGACGACCUGCAUAGCCGGAGACAUAACGGCUAAAAGGACCUACAAGAAAAAAUGAUUUUGUCCUUGAAAGGAAGAAAUUGCUUUAAAAGCUCAGUUCAAUGAGCUCUGGUCAAAUUGCCUGUAGUGUUUACUUUAUAUUGUAGGCUUUUCUAUGUGACCUGCCUGAUAUAAGAAACAUUAAAAGCUUUUGUCACCAA